AUGAAGAGACUCCACUGGGUUCAUGUUAUCUUGCUGUCGACGACCCCGUUGAUUGCGCUCUAUGGAAUGCUUACCACCGCGGUCCAGGUGAAGACCCUUGUUUGGGGUGUCCUGUACUACAUGUUCGCUGGCCUCGGCAUCACCGCCGGCUACCAUCGCUUGUGGGCGCACACCGCGUACUCGGCGACAUACCCCCUGCAGCUCUUCCUGUCUUUUGCUGGCUCGGCUGCCGUGCAGGGCUCGAUUUUCUGGUGGGCUCGCGACCACCGUGUCCACCACAGAUACACUGACACGACCCAAGAUCCCUAUGAUGCUCUGCAGGGCUUCUGGCACUGCCACAUUGGCUGGAUGCUCGUGAAGAAGGACCGCUGCCGUCUUGGCUAUGCCGAUACCUCUGACCUGAAGACCGACCCCCUUGUCCGCUGGCAGCACAAGUACUACCCCCUGCUCGUUCUUUUGUUUGGCGUUGUUGUCCCCACCACAGUGGCUGGUUUGCUUUGGGGUGACUGGCGCGGUGGAUUCUUCUACGCCACUGUUCUCCGCAUGGUGCUCCUCCACCACGCUACUUUCUGUGUUAACUCGCUUGCUCACACCAUUGGUCGUCACACCUACGACGACGUCCAGACUGCUCGCGAUUCGUGGAUUACCGCCCUGGUCACUAUGGGCGAGGGAUACCACAACUUCCACCACCAGUUCCCCAACGACUACCGCAACGCCAUUCGCUUCUACCAGUACGACCCGACCAAGUGGUUUAUCCGCACUAUGUCGACCCUCGGCCUUGCUUACGAUCUCAAGACCUUCCCGGCCAACGAGGUUGAGAAGGGCUUUAUCCAGAUGCGCAUGCAGGAGCUUGAGAACAAGCGCACCAAGCUUGUCUUUGGCACUCCCGUCAACAAACUUCCUGUCUACACCGAAGAGGAGUUCCUCGACCAGGUCAAGACCUACGGUAAGCAGUGGAUGGUCAUCGAGGGCUUUGUCUACGACGUCAAGCCUUUCUUCAACGACCACCCCGGAGGCAAGGCUCUGCUCAAGGGCGGCAUUGGCAAGGACAUGACCGAAGCGUUUAACGGCGGCGUUUACCAGCAUCACAACUCUGCUCGCAACCUUAUGAACACUUCGUUGCGCAUUGGUAUUCUUCAGCGUCUGUAG
Messenger RNA from Kickxella alabastrina, 1149 nucleotides. Its product is annotated as delta-9 desaturase. NCBI's taxonomy places the organism in Eukaryota, Fungi, Kickxellomycota, Kickxellomycetes, Kickxellales, Kickxellaceae. Gene Ontology annotation, biological process: unsaturated fatty acid biosynthetic process. The transcript has a single exon. The record is from RefSeq and is a predicted model, not a curated record. Gene Ontology annotation, cellular component: endoplasmic reticulum membrane. Gene Ontology annotation, molecular function: stearoyl-CoA 9-desaturase activity; iron ion binding. The coding region runs from base 1 to 1149 and encodes 382 amino acids.